Messenger RNA from Limulus polyphemus (Atlantic horseshoe crab), 4489 nucleotides. Its product is annotated as cytoplasmic protein NCK1-like. The transcript is spliced from 3 exons. The record is from RefSeq and is a predicted model, not a curated record. NCBI's taxonomy places the organism in Eukaryota, Metazoa, Arthropoda, Merostomata, Xiphosura, Limulidae. The coding region runs from base 181 to 1473 and encodes 430 amino acids. Gene Ontology annotation, molecular function: protein binding.
AGGAUGAAAGAGUGGAGAAGGGCGGAGUAUUUGUCUUAUAACUAGAAUUAAUGUUUUUUUUCUCAAGUUAUUUUAUUAUGCAGGUUGCUCAGAAUUAUAAUUUCAGAUCUGAAAGCUUCUUUUUUGAUUAAUAAUAAAUUAGCCUUUUGCGGAUUAGUCAUAUAAAAUAAUUUAGUCAUCAUGUCUAUUCCAAAAAUGGGUAAAAGUGGAGAGGAUGUUUAUGUGAUAGCUAAGUAUGACUACCAAGCCCAGGCUAGUCAAGAACUGGACAUCCGAAAAAAUGAACGACUUCUUUUAUUAGAUGAUACUAAACACUGGUGGAAAGUUUCAAAUUCUAAAAACCAGUCAGGGUUUGUACCAUCAAAUUUUGUCAAGCGAGAAAAACCAUCAAUAUUUGAUAGUUUUCGUAGAAAAGUCAAAAAGAAAAGUGAAUCCAAAAUGUCACCAACUGCUUCACCAGUUACCACCAAAGACAUUAACAUCAGUGCCUCUUCCCGAAACAGUACUUCUCCUAAGAACAAAGCCUUGGUAACCUCCACAGCAUUAGCAAAAUACAAUUAUACGGCUCAGCAAUCAGAUGAAAUAUCCUUGGUGAAAGGCACAAGAGUGGUUGUUAUGGAGAAAUCCAGUGAUGGUUGGUGGAAAGGUGAAUAUGAAGGCUGUAUAGGCUGGUUUCCCUCCAAUUAUGUACUCGAGGAAGUUGAUGACCUGAAUGAUGUUAGCCACAAUUAUACUCCUGCUGGUUCAGCUACAGGAACUUUAAAGGACACUGAAUGUUUGGAUGUUGUUUUAGCUAUGUAUUCAUAUUCUGCACAGAAUGAAGAAGAAAUGUCUUUUCAUAAAGGAGAACACCUUGAGAUAAUUGAUCGACCAGCUAAUGAUCCAGGCUGGUGGAGGGCUCGUAACCAAGCUGGAGAAGUUGGUUUGGUUCCGAAGAACUAUGUUAAAGUAAUUACAAUGAGGCAAAGUAGUGGAACUUUAGAAUCUACAGGCUCUUCCUCUUCCAUUGGCAGAGCAAUUGGUGGUUCGGCAGCUGUAGGUUUAGACUUAAGUCGUGUUCAAACUGAAAUAUCCAACAUUAGUGUGACAUCUGCAGAAGGAUCACCAAUAGUACAGGCCAAAAACAGGGGUCCUCUUCCAGUUCCUGUUUUAAGACAGGAUCUUCUAGCUAAAUCUUGGUAUAUAGGAAAUGUCACAAGGAGUCAGUGUGAUCAAAUGCUUAGUGAAUAUGGUCAAGAUGGAGAUUUUCUAAUUAGGGACAGUGAAACAAAUAUUGGAGACUUUUCAGUAUCAUUAAAAGCACCAAACAGGAACAAGCAUUUCAGAGUACACGUAGAGGAAGGAAUUUUUUGUAUUGGCCAACGAACUUUUUCUUCUCUUGAUGAUCUUGUGGAACAUUAUAAAAGAGCUCCAAUAUACACCAGCCCUCGUGGGGACAAAAUGUAUUUGAUCAAACCUUUAAAGAAACCAUAAAUAAUAUCUGUCAUAUGUAUUAUUAUAGCAGGUGGUGUUGUAACCACAUUACCAGUCUAAACAACUGUGUAAUUAAAAAAAAAACUGUCACUUCCAAGCCAGGUAAAAUUUCUAGUGAAUGGAGAUCAGGCAGGUAGAUCAUUUUGCUUUAUCAUCUUUCUUCUGUUCAGCUGAUAGUUCAAUACCCCAAAAUAUAUGGCGUGUUCAACUUGUUCAGAAAGAUUCUGGGAGGUGUGUUUUCUGCCAAUUUAUUAUUUAUAAUACUCUUUCUAAACUUAUGAAGCAUAAGAAAUACUUAUACUUAUUGUCAAUCAAAGUCCAAAAAAUACUAAUGUUUACAUUAGAUUUAUUUGUGUCUUUCAUUGCAGCUACUUUUUUUUCUUUACGAAACAACAAUAUUUAUAACUAUUUAUACUUGUUACUUUAGAUUCUUGGCACAGAUAGUUAUAUUUUUUUUAAUUUUGAGAAAAUCUGAAACUAGUUUAGUGUGCUUGUAAUAUCCUUAACUUGUUUUUGAAUUUAAAAUACACAAUUGGUUGAUUUGUAAGUGGUGUGUAAUAGCUGGUUACAGAAAAGGCUUCUCUUAUUAGAUUUACAAAGCCAGCCUUUCUUUGAUUUUAUUAAGCUUGUAGGCUUUAGCUGGUUUUAUAAAGCUAACAUUUUAAGUGGUUCUAUGUGUAGUUUGCAGCCAUUGUUUACUUUAUAUAAUUUGUAAGUGUGUGUUAAAAAGUUAGCCUUUUGUGCCUGGUUUAUCAAACUAGCCUUACUCUGAGCAUUAUAACCUUCAUUGGCUUAUUUCAGAAAGCUAGCAAUAAUGGCCUGUUUCAUAAGCUUCCAAACCAUCUUAAACAAUGUAAAUAUACAACUACAAGCUAUUUAAAUAUUUUACAUUAAUUUGUUAAUAUGUUUUGUACAAUAUAUGUAAGAGAUAAAGGAUCAAAUUAAAUGUUGUCACAUAUGAUUGAGAAACAUUAAAUAAUGUGUACAGUCAUAGUGUAAGUAUAUUUUCAGUUCUUGAUGUACUGUAUUUUGGUUGUUAAAAAAGUUGCUAAUGUGUGCUGAACCAGAGACUGUUUUUUAUGAUAAAUAUGGAUUUGUGUCAUUUAUAAUGUGCAAAAUAACUUUAGGAUAUUUUGGCAAGACUUCAGUGUCUGCAACCCAAUGUCUUUUGCUGGUUAUUUGGGUUAUAUACUUUUAAUAUUUGGUAUAUUUUCACAGUAUGUGUACAUGCUACUAGAUUCAAGGUUGUUUGUAUGCUGCAGAAGUAUUUAUGGAGGUGUAGAUAUGGAAGGUUUCUGAUACAUUUGUGUUUAUAGAUGUUUUAUACAAAUACAAUGAGAAAAUUCUUCAAUUUGUGCAAUAGCAUUGCUGAUAGUCAUUAAUACAUUUGAAGAAGUUUACAUAAUAUUUAACAAGUAAUUGCUGUUAUUAUAACAUCUGCAUGACCUUACAAUUUUAAGUAAGUAUAGAUUUUAAAAUUGAAAAAAAUAUAUUGAAAAACAUGCAUAUGUGAUCUUAAGAUGCAGCUUCUGGCCAAGUAAUAUACUUACCUAGAGUUCAGAUCUGUAUACUUUCAGUGAUUUUUCAUUUCUUUGUAUGUCUUUCAUGUUGAAGCUUGAUUUUAAAGUAUUUCUCAAAGGUCUUUUUUUAUGUAUUUUAUGCAUAACACAGGCUUUGUGAUUAUGUUGAUUUAUGAUGUUAGUGUGAUACAGUAGUCCUUCAAAUCUUAGGUUUGCUACUUUAUACUUGAUUCUAUCUAACAGUCUUGUAAAUGUUUUCUUUCUUCUAAUAAUGGAUAUAAUUAUCAUGUUCAAUUUACUGAUAAAAGCUUCAGUUGUUAACUAAUCUGUAACUCAGCAGAAAUUAAGUAUGUCGAAAUAUAAGCAGAACCCUGCUUCUUAAAUUUAAUAUUCACUACUGUUUCUAUAAGAUCUAAUAUUAUAAUCCCCAAGAUUUGUAUUAUUUGUUGACAGGUUCUUUUAGAUUAGCUGGUUAAAAUAAUUCAAAGUCCAGUCCACGUAAUGAUAAGUUAUUUCUUCCUUAACAUUUUAAAAGCUUGAACACUGUUGUAUCUUGUAUGCCAUGCUAACUGUACUACACUAAUGUAAAAAUAAACUUACUUUUACAGAGUAACUCAAUAUGCAUGGUAGCUAACACAGAUCCAAAUACUUCACCAAAAAACUGAAACACACUGAUACCUUCUUUGAAUCUUGUAUUUAUAAUAUACUUUCAAAUUUACUAAAAAACUUUUGACAUAAAAUUUUAGAACUUUAUAGGUCUAUAUUAUUAAACCUAAAAUCUUAACAUCAUUAUUAUGAGCCAUAGACCCAUCUUAGCUAAAGAACAAAUUAAAACAUUAAAAAUAACACUUACUUGUCUAGAUUUAAUGGCAUUUGUGAUAUUUAUCCUAUUUGCACAGAUGUGUCAAUAGUAUAAAUAAAUAAUUUGCUACAUUUUCUCAGACAAAACUUUUUUCUGUUUUCGAGUUCUUACAGUUGUGUGUAUAAUAGAUUGUUAAGAAGAAAACUCAAAAAGUUAAUUGUGUUAUGCAACUUAUACCAUAUUCAUGAAAUAGUUCUUAUAAGCAAAAGGUGAAACCAAGUAAUAUCUAGACUACCCCUUAGCAGAGAGAGAUAGGCCAUAACGAAUUUACAACAACAAAAAAACAUUGAUUGUGGAAAAAAGGUACUUUUUAUAUAUAUGUAGGUAAAAUAUCAUCAUUUCUAAAAAUGUGUAAAGCUUCACUUAUUGUUCUAUACCAUCUGUCUUUCAUCAUUGUUUGCAUAUAAUUCUUAUUGAAGAUUAAAAUAUUUUGGCAAGAAAUAAUACCAUGCAGUUUUGCUUAAAUUUGAACAUUAAGAAGUAAACCAUCAAUAACAGUGUUUAUGGUAAUUAGAAAUUCAUUGUGAUUAGUACAGUAAAAUUUGUUAAAAUUACUAUUUUUAAUUAAUUAAAGGUCUCAUUGAAAGAUAUGACUGUCUAAUUAAAUUUUCAUAUUAAAAACAUUUUCUGUUAA